AAUAAAAAAAAGGAAAAAGCAAACUUGGAAGGAGAGAGAGAGAGAGAGAGAGCGCUCGGCUGUGGUAUUGUGCUCGUCUGCUCUCUUCUUCUCCUUCGCCACUGCUCUUCUCUGCACACCUCCCUGUCCACAAAUUCCCCCAAAAUUCAAAAUUCCCUACUUCCAAAAGAAGACAAAAUUCCCCCUCUUUCUUUCCUCCUCCUCCUUUUUCUUUUUCUCUCUUGAUCGGCGAAUUCUGAGCCUGUCUCGCCGUCGCUUCGCUGCGUUGCUCUGUAAACUUUGUGACUUUUGAUGAGCGCUUGAGGGAUAGUAGUACAAUACUUUUGAAGCAUAAUUCAGCAUUUCUUCCUAACAUGUCUGAUCAGGUUGUGAAAUCAGAUAAUGGUAAGGACGAAGUUCCGGAUAAGUGUAUGCAGCCCUGCCAAUCUGUUUGGAUGUCUCACUGGACACGUACAAGUUACAGGUCAGUGAAUGACGUUCAUAAUCGAUUAUCGCUUCGUUCUGAAUCUGGGGAAGACGUUCACAGACCUAAGCAUCAUCCUUCACUUGGUGGGCCAGAGAUAGAAAGAGACAGCUCUAAGUUUGUGAAAGAAUUUAGAGAAAUGCAUAAGGCCUUUAUGAAUGAAAGCACAGCAACAAGUUUGAAAAAAUUGAAGCAUGAAACAUGCAAAGGCCAGCAUUUUCCAAUGUUCAAAUAUUCUCAAAAUAGAGCAGGUAUUUUAUCUCUGAAGAAUGUCGAGUCCUCAAGCCAUCAUGAAGUAGCCUUAAGGUCACAAAUCGGCCCUACUUCUGGAUUUGAUUUUCCUCUAGGUGGAACUGACAACCAUCUACCCUCAAUGCUUGAGUGGACUCCUUCCAAAACAGAAACUCAAUCAAAAGAAUAUCAUUUUGAUCCUGAGGGCAUCACAUCAAAUCCAGAGCAGCAGGUCAAGUCCAAUAUAUUGCUUGAAAAGAAUGUAAUAGCUUUUUCAGCACCUCUUAAGGAUGAAUUUUUGGGGUCAACUUCUAGAGUUGUGACAUCUGAAUUUAACAGUGGAAGGACUCCAACUGAGUCCUUUUUCCAUAGGCAAGAAUACAUUGAUCAACCAAAUAGUACCUUUUUUAUUGAUCAGAAGAAAAUGAAUAGCAAUGCAGCUCUAUUAAUACAUAAUCCCUCAACAAGUGAUAAUCACCCAAGAGACUUUGUUGGUGAACAUUUCCAGAAGAUGCCAAAUCAUUCUGAUAGUAAAUUGUUUCCUAUCCAGGACAGGCCUCCAGAGGCAAGAUUAUGUUCUGGAUCUUAUGAACCGCCAGGAAUUCCCCCUUCUGUUCAUGAUGCGAGGACUAUGAGAAUAUGUACCAAUAUAGACUCUGUAAAAGAGAUUUUUGGAGGUCCUCCAAAGUUUUCUCAAACUACUCACCACUUCUUGUUCACCAAAAAGACUGAUGUAAACUUAUCUGGUGGAGGUCAAAUAUUUAGAGAGUCCACAAUAUCCACCAAAAUUGAAGGAAAACCAAUGAGUGAACUCCUCAGCCUAUCUCCUGAUUUUGGUUUGAACAUUAAGCAAGGAGUGAAGCUACAAACUCUGGACAGCUUCACAGAUAGUGAUGGAAAAGAGAAUAUUGAAAAUGACCAUACUUUUGGGGUUGAUUUAAAGAAUGAAUCAUCAGCUGAAACUGACACCAUGGACAUGGACACUCUCCAGGAGAACCAUCUCUUUGGUGUGGAUUCAUCCCUCUCAAAUAAGGACAUUGAGGGGCCCCAAAAGUCACCAACAUCUCAUGCUGCAAUAGCUUCAGACAGAGAAGAGAGUAGAAGCAGACUGCCUAACGUAGAGUUACCUGAUAUUAACCAGGAAAUUCCUGUAAUCUCAGGUGUGGCAAAUUCAGCAGAUGAUGCAGAGAGAAGCACCUCGAGAACCCAGAGUUUAGAUGUGGAACACUUCCUUUCCCAUGCUGAACAUCCCACAAAUGCAAAAUCUAACGCUUGUGCGGAGGGUCCAUCAGGAUUGGAUCCGUGUACCCGAUGGGUUAAACGUCUCAAACCAAGUGCUUCAGAGUCUUUUGCUUAUGGCACUAAGAGCUCAAAAAUGGGGGAAGCCACUUCCCAUGAAAAAGUUAACAGGUUCUUCGGCAAAAUACCUAGCUCUUGCAAAACUAGUUCAGAACCAAAGAUGGACAAGUCUUAUUGUAAAGAACGGAUGGUGACGGAUCAGACUGCAGAAUUACUGAGGAAUGCUGAAUCCUCGUCCACCGACUCAGUGAGGAAAAAUCAAGACAUAACACUUUCGCAUGCUUGGAUCCAAAGGUGGUGUCAUAAACCAGCCUCUUCUUCCAAAAAGAAGCCUGAAGCAGUGGUGAUUUGUGAACCUCAGAGUUCAAAGGCAGCAGUACACAACUUCCAGAAGGGGCAGUUUCCAAGCAUUGCUGCUAUAGCCUUGAUGGCCAAGACCAUAACUGCUUUUUGUCCUUGUGAAUUCAGUAAAAUGGGGUCUUAUGUAGUUUGGAAUACCAAGGGGUUGAGAUAAGUUGUUGUGAGCAAUUAAUGCCGGGAAUGAGGAGUUAACCAAGCAGUCUUCAGGAUGGCAUUGGUUCUCUCAAUGCUUGAUACUAUUUCAACAAGAGGACGGACUCUUUGGCAAUCAAUCAACUAUGAAAUCAGUGGAGAGGAUGUCAAAAGUGUGUAUAACCUGAAUGUUAGUCUGGUAUGUACCCUGCCUGAAUUUGUUUCCCUUUUUGUCCCUUUUUCUUUCUUUGCCCCUUCCUAAUGACAGAAUAGUAUUGUGAAUGGGUCGUUUAAUAAAGAUUUGGCUGAGGCCUUCUUUCUUGGAGGUUGAAGGGGCAAUCUCAGCCUCUAUCACUUGAUAUUGUAAAUUUGACAGAACUUGGCCAUGUAGUAAAUGUGCACCCUGUGAUCCUCUCAA
Molecule: messenger RNA, 2903 nt
Organism: Hevea brasiliensis (rubber tree)
Lineage: Eukaryota; Viridiplantae; Streptophyta; Magnoliopsida; Malpighiales; Euphorbiaceae
Exons: 4
Coding region: 354-2507 (717 amino acids)
Biological process (GO): regulation of photomorphogenesis
Source: RefSeq, a predicted model, not a curated record